Musa acuminata AAA Group (dessert banana) is the source of this 2263-nucleotide messenger RNA. RefSeq names its product deSI-like protein At4g17486. Gene Ontology annotation, molecular function: deubiquitinase activity. The transcript has 4 exons. The coding region runs from base 1192 to 1896 and encodes 234 amino acids. NCBI's taxonomy places the organism in Eukaryota, Viridiplantae, Streptophyta, Magnoliopsida, Zingiberales, Musaceae. The record is from RefSeq and is a predicted model, not a curated record. Gene Ontology annotation, biological process: protein deubiquitination.
CUUGUAGAAAGGUCUUUUUAUUAUUUUGGGCUACGCGUUUUGAUCUAAGCAUACAUCUUCAUAAUCAUUUUUUUUUGAAACAAUAUCAGGAUUAUUGAGAUGAGUCACAUGAUUAGUUGUUGAAAUGUUUAUCAUGUUUGGAUCAUUAAAGUCUAGUAUAUCUAUCUCCUGGUUCUGAUUGCAUAAACUCUUUACACCUCAUCCCAUGUUUCAGAGGGGAUCUUGUGUGAGAUAUGGUAACAAAACGUUGUUUCUUUUUGUCCUUGUGUCUCAUUCAUUCUAAUAUGAUAAUUUGGCAAAGUUUUCAUUCAAGAUAAAAAGUCUUUGUUUAGGAGCAUGCAGGCCACACAUGCAAUGCAACUGUACCUUGAUGUUUGCUUGCCCAUUGAAGUAGCACAAGGACAAAGAGGGGGUGAGGUAGGUGGUAGGUCUUUUAUCUCUCAGAGAACAUGGAUGAUACAACCCCUCCCUGGGGUUGUGGACAAACAGGUGCUGUGAAAAUGAUUUGAGGGCCAGUAAUGAGAGUGAAUCCAUCCGCCGAGGAGGAGGAGGAGGAGGAGGAGAAGCAGGUGUGGCUUUAAAGAGGGAGAGAAAUCUUUGGAUGGACCAGCGACUCCGUGUCAUUUAAUGUGCACUCACCCACUCAUCUUUGGGAUAAGGUAUGUAAUUAACCUGACAAACACAGAAUCAAAUAGCCCCUAAUGACUAACAAUAAUAUCAAUAACGCCAGUAAGGGAACAAAAAGGUCACCUUUGAGCUUUUCAUCUUUUUAUUGGCAUACGGUGGUAUCUCUUCUUUCUCCCAUCAACACAUAUUUGUUGUCGUCGGAAAGCAUUGGAAAAAGCGCGCCUUCCUUGAGAGGGCAGGCUGUCCCUCCUUUAUUUUACUGCGCAACAACGACAGCAGCAGCGGGCAGGCAGACGGGGGCCAAGCUUUGCCCUCUCUUCCUGAGACCACCGCAGCGGCACUGCGAGCGAUCCCCCCGGACCAAGCCAAGCCCACCUACCGGAGGCGCAGAUCUCUACCCCGCAAUUAAAUCUCUCGACAUCUCUCCCGUCUCCCCACCCCCCCAUGAUUGGUGUCGCGGCGGAGGGCCGGUGGUGAUCCCUCCGUCUCUCAAGAUGCCGCCUUUACCUCGUGGGCUGUCGCGGGCGAUGACUUGAUCCCGGGGGUUUCCUUGGAGCAGGGAACAUGAAGUCAGGCUACAAAAAGGCUUGGAAAUCCCUGUUACCUCUUCGGCUAAAUAAGAGAUCUUCCAAUCGGUUUUGUAUGUUCUCAAAGGUUCGAUCGGCCAGCAGAACAUCAGGAAAUGCACCUGUUUAUCUAAAUGUGUAUGACUUGACACCAAUUAAUGGCUAUAUGUACUGGGCAGGCCUUGGGAUAUUUCACACAGGUGUUGAAGUUCAUGGGGUGGAAUAUGCAUUUGGCGCACAUGACUAUCCAACAAGUGGAGUCUUUGAGGUUGAGCCUCAUCAAUGUCCAGGAUUCAGGUUCAGGAAAUCAAUAUUCAUGGGUACAACAUGUUUAGACCCAUUUCAGGUUCGAGAGUUCAUGGAAAUUCAGUCUGUAAAUUAUAAUGGAGACACCUACCACUUGAUCACGAAGAACUGCAACCAUUUCUGCCAAGAUAUCUGUUUUAACUUGACUGGUAACUCAAUUCCAAAAUGGGUGAACCGACUUGCUAGGAUAGGUUCCCUCUGCAACUGCCUACUGCCCGAAGCCCUUAAGAUAACUGCUGUUCAACAUGACCCAGUUCCGCAAACCAAGGAUGGUGAGAGGAGGAGGCUGAGGAGUGCUUUCAGUUGUCUGUCCUCGAUUUCUUUGCGUCAGAAACGCUUCUCUGCUGCUUCUCUGUUGUCACCUCCAUUUAGAAGUGCCUUUCAUAUUGGGAGUUAGGUCUGGUGCCAUUCCAAUAAAGAAUACCUGAAAAUAGCAGGAUCUGUUGAUCAAGAAAAAACCUGAUGGUUUCUUAGUUUUCUCCGGUGGAAAGCUUGUGAAUGCAUAUCUUGGUACAGAAAGAUGGCUACCCAUAAUGUGCUAUAAGCUUUGAACUUGUUGUAUAAGCUCGUUGUGGAUAGGAAAGCUAAGAUCACUAAACGAUGUGCAAUGCUUCUGUUAUUUGUUAGGUUGCUCACUUGAACAGAGACUUUUGUAGCACUGAUCAUCUGAGGUUUGUUGUAUGAUUAUUUCAUAGACCCAAAUUUUUGGAUAUCUUCUUAACCCACUUUCCUUGAAAUAUUAAUGCUUGAUUAGCUUUCUUUUA